Messenger RNA from Plenodomus lingam JN3, 819 nucleotides. RefSeq lists its product as uncharacterized. Lineage: Eukaryota; Fungi; Ascomycota; Dothideomycetes; Pleosporales; Leptosphaeriaceae. The record is from RefSeq and is a predicted model, not a curated record.
AUGAUUCAAUUCAUAUUUAUCACAACUGGAUUAUUAACCCUGACCUCCGCGUACUGCACACGGCAACAGCUCGCUUCAGCCGUUGAAUCCUAUCUCUCCGCCCAACUCCAUGGCAAGCCCUCAAUCCUAACCCCCCACCUCGACAACUCCACCUGGCUUGGAUACUACGAAAACAACAUCCACCUCCCCCUCAAUGCCAGCAUUCUCAACCAACCCCUCGCCAUCACCCACAAUCGCUCCCUCUACGACACUACCGCCUGCGCAACCUACACCGAAGUCAUCGUAAACAGCAGCACACGCCCCCACGUCAUUGGCACUCAACUCCGCUUCACAAACCACCAGAUCAAUAAACUCGACUCCGUCAUCACAAAGCCCGGCGACUGGCUGUUCAACAUAACAGGCUACGCCUACCACUCCCCACGCGAGAACUGGGGCCCCAUUCCGGAACCGCAGCGUGACACCCGAGCAACCCUCAAAGCAGCCGCAGACGCCUACUGCGAUGUGUUUAGCAACCCCAACGUGACUGUGCCGUGGGGAACGCCGUGUGUGCGGCUCGAAGGUGGAUUGUACGGCGAUGAGGGGCCCAAUGGGUCAUGUGCAGGGUUUAUACCGACGGCGGUGCCGUUGACGAGGAGACGGUAUGUGGUUGAUGAGGUAGUCGGAGCGGUGGAUGUGAUGAUGGAGUUUGGGAGGAGUGGGUGGCCGGAUUCACAUGAGUUUAGGGUCGAGGGCGGGAGGUUGAGUCACGAGCGACGUUCUGCACCUUGGCAAAAUAUGUCUCCUCGCGAAGUGCUUCCUACGUAUCGCAGUUACAAUUGA